Zea mays is the source of this 1861-nucleotide messenger RNA. Its product is annotated as Lipid phosphate phosphatase delta. Lineage: Eukaryota; Viridiplantae; Streptophyta; Magnoliopsida; Poales; Poaceae. The transcript has 8 exons. Bases 358 to 1617 code for a protein of 419 amino acids. Gene Ontology annotation, cellular component: endoplasmic reticulum membrane. Gene Ontology annotation, molecular function: sphingosine-1-phosphate phosphatase activity. The record is from RefSeq and is marked provisional.
CGAAAAAAGGUCCCCGGCCGAGACCGAGAGCCGCGGUCCAGAGCGGGGGGCGGCCGGCAAGGACGAAACGGCCCAACGCCACCACCUCCACCACCUCGUCCUCGAUCGACACCUCCCCCGUCGCCGUCCCGUGACUCCCCGUCCAGCCGUCCAGGCCCAGCUGCCCCCGCGACCCAGACGACCACGUCCGCCUCGGCCUGCGCCUCCCCGCUACAAGAGUCCGUCCGCCCGCCAGCGCUGCGGUGCCAGCGAGCCCCUCCCUCCUCCACUCUCUGCGGCGCGGAGAUCCCGUCCUUUCUCUGUGCCCCCGGUACCGCGAGGAGCCACUGCCAGGCGCCGGCGUUUUUGGAACUGGGCAUGGAGGCGGCGGCGGCGUCGGCGGCGGCGGUCGGGGGUUCGGGCGCUGGACUGACCAGGUGGCAGGCGGCGGCGCUUGCGGCGCUGGCCGGCUGGGUGUGGGCGGCCUCCUUCUACGACCUCACGCGCCGGGCGCGCGCGCUCGUCCAGCCGUGGGUCACGCGCCGGGUGCACGCCGAGACGCCGGCCAUCCUCAGGUUCCAGAAGUUGGAGCACAAGUUGCUGGACAAUUUCUUCUCUGUGCUGUCAUGUGUUGUCUCCGUGCCCUUCUACACGGGAUUCCUCCCUCUCCUGUUCUGGAGUGGACACGGCAGGCUGGCUAGGCAGAUGACCCUCCUCAUGGCUUUCUGUGACUACCUCGGCAACUCUGUCAAGGAUAUGGUGUCAGCCCCUCGGCCAUGCUCUCCACCCAUUAGAAGAGUGACGGCUACAGAAGAUGAGAAGGAAAAUGCCAUGGAAUAUGGGCUACCGUCAUCGCAUGCUCUCAACACUGUUUGUUUGACGGGAUAUUUGUUACAUUAUGUCCUCACAUACGGAGAACAUGGCAGUCUUACAGUUGCUGCGGGUUUAUCUCUAGCUCUCUUACUUGUUAUGCUAGUUGGCAUUGCGAGGAUAUAUCUGGGUAUGCACAGCUUGACCGACGUUGUCGCUGGAAUUGGUUUCGGCAUCGUCAUCCUCGCAUUCUGGCUGGCUGUUCAUGACCAUGUCGACGCCUUUGUUGUCUCCGGGCAAAACGUUGCAACCUUCUGGGCAGGCCUUGCUCUACUGAUGUGCUUUGCGUAUCCCAAGCCAGAAUUCCCUACCCCGAGCUUUGAAUUCCACACAGCAUUCAACGGGGUCGCUUUCGGAAUCGUGUACGGCAUCCAGCAAACCUACUUCCACUUCCACGCCCCCGACGCGCCGAUCGUCUUCAGCGCCGAGCUGCCCUUCCUCGCGUUCGCGGGGCGCGUCCUCGUCGGGAUCCCGACCAUCCUGGCCGUGAAAUCGUGCAGCAAGGCGCUCUCCAGGUGGCUGCUGCCCGUGAUGUGCAGCACCCUGGGCAUCCCCAUCGUGUCGUCCUGCUACGUCCCCGCCCUGAAAAUCGACGGCGGCAGCAGCAAGAGCAGGCAGGCCGCCGGCGGGCACCUCCAGCGCCUUCUCUCUCACUUCCCCCAGAAGGCGUACGACGUGGACACCGGCAUCAGGUUCGUCCAGUACGCCAGCCUCGCGUGGUCCGUGGUUGACUUGGUGCCGGCCAUCUUCGCCCAUUUGGAUUUGUAGCCAGCUACUUAAAAUUUCAGUUUCGUUUUUUUUUCUGGAGGUCUCAAUAAGGCCCUCCUACUCGUAAGACAUGUGUCAUCUUAUGAGGCUGUAAAUCCGAUGAUCUGGCCCUUUCUUCUUUUUUUGUAUUGUAUUGUGUGUAUGAAUGGACGAAUGGUUCCCUAGCUGUUUUCAUCAGGGUGUUCAGUAAGUAGAAAUCAGUGGUACAUUUCUUAUUCUUUAAAUUAGAUAUGGUUAUUGUCUU